AGAAGCGGUUUGGUCUCCAAAAACUCAGCCAUGACGUCUCCGGCGAAAUUCCGAAAGGACAAGGAGAUCGUGGCCGAAUAUGAAACUCAAGUUAAAGAGAUCCGUGCCCAGCUGGUGGAGCAGCUCAAGUGUUUGGACCAGCAGUGUGAGCUGAGGGUGCAGCUGCUUCAAGACCUGCAGGACUUUUUUAGAAAGAAGGCGGAGAUCGAGAUGGACUACAGCCGUAACCUGGAGAAGCUGGCCGAGAGGUUCCUCACAAAGACGCGCAGCACCAAGGACCAUCUACUCAAGAAGGAGCAGACCAUUUUAUCUCCGGUGAACUGCUGGAACCUGCUGCUGCUUCAGGUGAAGAGGGAGAGCCGCGACCACGCCACCCUGUCCGACCUCUACCUCAACAACAUCAUACCCCGAUUCGCGCAGAUCAGCGAGGACUCGGGACGCCUCUUCAAGAAGAGCAAAGAGGUUGGAGUACAACUGCAAGAGGACCUGUUGAAAGUUCUGACUGAACUUUACACAGUGAUGAAGAUGUACCACAUGAACAACACUGACAGCAUCAAUGCCGAGUCCAAGCUGAAGGAGGCGGAGAAGCAGGAGGAGAAGCAGAUGGGACGCUCCAGUCGACAGGAAGAUCGCCAGACGCCGCGCUCCCCUGACACCCUGGCCAGCAUCAAGAGCGACGAGAAGGUCGUCCGACGCUCCAGUGUGAAAAAAAUCGAGAAGAUGAAGGAGAAGAGACAAGCAAAGUACACUGAGAACAAGCUGAAGGCCAUCAAGGCCAGGAAUGAGUACCUGCUGGCACUGGAGGCCACCAACAGCUGCGUCUUCAAAUAUUACAUCCAUGACCUCUCCGACAUCAUCGAUUGCUGUGACCUGGGCUACCAUGCUAGUCUGCAUCGCGCCCUGAGGACGUACUUAUCUGCAGAGCAGAAUGUGGAGACGUCCAAACACACCGGGCUGGAAACACUGGAAGGAGCAGCAGAGAGUCUGGAGCCCAACGGGGACAAACAGAAAGUCAUGGAGACCUACAACAAUGUCUUCUGUCCACCAGCUCGCUUUGACUUCCAGUCUCACAUGGGAGACACGAUGGGAGUGGUGUGUUCACAGCAGCCGCUGGAAGAGGACCUUCUCCAGAGAUGUCAGCAGCUGCAGUCUCGCCUCUCCACUCUGAAGAUUGAGAAUGAAGAGGUGAAGAAAACCAUGGAGGCCACUCUGUCCACUAUUCAGGACAUGGUGACGGUGGAGGACUACGACGUCUCCGAGUGCUUCCACCACAGCAACAGCAUGGAGUCGGUGAAGUCCACUUUCAGCGAAUCCUAUCUGAGCAAACCCAGCCUGGCCAAGCGACGAGCCAAUCAGCAGGAGACGGAGCAGUUUUACUUCACAAAGCUGAAGGAGUUCCUAGAAGGAAGGAGCCUGAUCACCAAGCUGGAGGCCAAGCAUGAUUUAAUCCAGAAGACCAUAGGAGAGAGUCAGAAAACUGACUGUUGCCUUGCCAGUGGAAGGAGAAACUCGACCGUACGGAAGCAGGACUCGGGUGAAGCCAUUCCGCUGAUGGUCGAGAGCUGCAUCCGCUUCAUCAGUCACCAUGGUCUGCAGCACGAGGGCAUCUUCAGAGUGUCAGGCUCUCAGGUGGAGGUCAAUGACAUCAAGAACGCCUUCGAGCGAGGCGAAGACCCGCUGGCAGGGGACCAGAACGACCACGACAUCGACUCGAUAGCCGGAGUGCUGAAGCUCUACUUCAGAGGACUGGAGCGCGCCCUCUUCCCUAAAGAAGUCUUCCAUGACCUCAUUUCCUGUGUUUCGAUGGAGAGUCUGCAGGAGCGGGCGGUCCACAUCAAGAAAGUCCUUCAAGGCCUGCCGAGUAAAACCCUCGUUAUAAUGAGAUACCUGUUCGCCUUCCUCAACCACUUGUCUCAGUACAGUGAGGAAAACAUGAUGGACCCCUACAACUUGGCCAUCUGUUUCGGCCCCACCCUGAUGUCUGUCCCCGAAGGCCACGACCAGGUCUCCUGCCAGGCUCACGUCAACGAGCUCAUCAAAACCAUCAUCAUCCACCAUGACACCAUCUUCCUGGGGCCGCAGGACCUGCAGGGUCCCAUCUACAUCAUCCCUGGAGCCGGAGAUGACUUCUGUGACAGUCCACACUGUGAGCCCCCCCGCGUGGAAGAGCCGGCACCUGACGCCAUCUCUGUCGGCCACAACAGUGAAGAUGAGUCUGAGCCGGUCGAGGCCAUCGCUCGCUUCGACUACACGGGCCGCACCAGUCGGGAGCUGUCGUUCAAAAAGGGCGCCUCUCUGCUUCUGUUCCAGCGGGCCUCCGACGACUGGUGGGAGGGUCGGCACAACGGGGUGGAUGGACUGGUGCCACACCAGUACAUCGUUAUUCAAGACGCACCCGAAGUGGAACGAGGAAGUCCAAAGCCUGAUGUGGACAACAGAGACCUGCUGGAGGAGAGAGUGUCCACCAGAGGCAGCGCCGCCUCCCCCACAGGACCGCAUGUGGCGGACAUCUAUCUGGCCAACGUCAACAAGAUGAGAAAACGACCUGAACCCGGGAACAUCAGGAGACCGUUCCGCUCAGAGAGCGACACUACGAGUCCAGUCACUGGCAGCAGUGGGGGAGGAGGAGUGAGAGCAGCCUCUCUUCCAGGUGGGGCUCUGGUGAAGGACAACGGAGACAAACGUCCCGUCAGUGCUCACAGCAUCCUCAACUCAGUCACUCGUCACUCUUCGCUCAAAACAAAGGUGGAGAGUCCACAGUUAAGGAAGACGGCUCCUGCAGGACGUUCCAAGAGCUUCAGCAACCACAGACCACUAGACCCUGAGGUCAUAGCCCAGGUGGAGCUCAGCUCACAGGACUUGCAGGACUCGGCUCUGAGUGAGUUCAAUAAGUUUGAAAGACAGAGUUCCUCCAAACACACCCCUGACGUGGUCCUGGACACACUGGAGCAGCUGAAAGGCAUGAGUGGAGGAGGAGCUUCGGAGCCCUCCAGUCCUCUGCACUCCCGUCUGCUGCGGGACAGUGAGGGGGGGUCCUCUCAUCUACACCCACUCCAGCGCAGCGCCUCCUCAGCCAGCGACGUCCCGUCAUCCUUCCGCCCUGCUAAGAGCCAGCUGCGGAGCCCCCUGCCCUCUGCCACGUCCCCCUCCUUAUCAUCCUGCUCUCUCUCCUCAUCUGUACCUUCCUUUAGGGAGCAGCGCCCCCCAGCCACAAGACCCAAGCCGGUGGUGUUCCCGAAGAGUGGAGGAGGGACUGGGAGUCCAGCAACGGGCUCCCCAACUUCCACUGUACCGCCCACGCCACCUCCCCCACUUACACCCCACGCACACUCGCUCCCUCACGCCCCUCCUCCUCCUCCUCCACCCCAGUCCAACGACAAGUCCUGCCCAGCAUAAGUCUCCUAAACCAACUGCAAAAUGUUUCCUCUAAUAAACUCUUAAAUUUUCACAUCUGUUCUUGAACGUGCAAAAAUCACUUCAGUCGUUUUGUGUAGAACUCACAACUCCCAUGUAGCAUUUACUUCCUGGUGCGCAAACAAGUUCUUGAAUUUUAUUUUAUUUUUUUAAUCAAGCGACAAGAGUCUUCCCUCUUGUGGCAGCUCUGCUUUACUACAACUCAGCCAUGAAAAGGUGCAGAACCAGAUUCCUUACAUGGAUUCAGGGUGGACACAUGCAGAUCUACAAACGCUUGUUUUGGAUAUAGUUUUGUUUGCGUGGAGGUGUGUUCGAGUGUUACUUUCCUUUACACACAGAUUUACACCAGGAACAAGAAGCACUGUUUGAUCGUGUUUUGUAUAAUGGACAUGACAGGUUUUCCUUUUGAUUUUUCUUUUUAUUGAACCCGUGACUAGCAGAUCAGAUGAAAGCGUUUGAUUUCUGACAGUAGACUGUGAACAGUGAAGCUCUCGUUUUGUAGAAAUGAAACACGCUGACUUGCUGCUUCAGAGGGCGUAGAUGGGAAUUAGGAGCGGGUCUUCGGGAUGAUGAAAGGAUGAAAAACUGGGCCAAAUAUCAGUGCAAGUCAUGUGAUGAAGAGCUGUACUUUAUCUCUUCUUCUUUGAUUUUAUUGCUGUUCAGAACCACAAUGGGAGCAUAACAUGACCCGUACACCUAAUAUGGCCAACUGUAAUUCUAAAUCAAACAUAGCAAUUAAACAAUAAAAGCUGAUUUUUAAAACAAUUCUGCUACACGUGUAGGGGACCACUGAAACAGCAUUUUUAUGUCUUUAUAGACCGUGCACACACACACACAUUUGCUCCUAAUGGGUGUGG
Nematolebias whitei (Rio pearlfish) is the source of this 4271-nucleotide messenger RNA. RefSeq names its product SLIT-ROBO Rho GTPase activating protein 2 (gene srgap2). The record is from RefSeq and is a predicted model, not a curated record. Gene Ontology annotation, biological process: negative regulation of cell migration; signal transduction. Gene Ontology annotation, molecular function: protein binding. NCBI's taxonomy places the organism in Eukaryota, Metazoa, Chordata, Actinopteri, Cyprinodontiformes, Rivulidae. Gene Ontology annotation, cellular component: cytoplasm. The coding region runs from base 31 to 3396 and encodes 1121 amino acids. The transcript is spliced from 23 exons.